AGUGCUCCAGGCUCUCACUGGGAGCUGCUGGGGCCCGGCAGCAUCCGCUGCACCAGGACUCCAGCCUGGCAUGGUUCGGGGGCUCAUGGGGAACUGUGCCAAGCGGCCCCGGCACCGGGGUCCCAAGGACCCCUGGCAAUGGCCCAAUUCCCCCAGAGGGGGCUCCUGCUACAGUGCCGGUGCCCGCCCCGAGGAGCAGGGGGGCGUCCAGGGUUACUCGGUGCUUGGUGGCCUGGUGGGCCCGGCCUGCAUCUUCCUUCGGCCCAGCAUUGCCGCCACCCAGCUCGAUCGGGACCUGCGGCCUGAGGAGAUUGAAGAGCUGCAGGUCGCCUUCCAGGAAUUUGAUCGAGACCGGGAUGGCUACAUCGGCUAUCGGGAGCUGGGUGCAUGCAUGCGGACCCUGGGCUACAUGCCCACAGAGAUGGAGCUCAUCGAGAUCUCCCAGCAAAUCAGUGGUGGGAAGGUGGACUUUGAAGACUUCGUGGAGCUGAUGGGCCCCAAGCUGCUGGCGGAAACAGCAGACAUGAUCGGCGUCAGGGAGCUUCGAGAUGCCUUUCGGGAGUUUGACACCAACAGGGACGGCUGCAUCAGCAUCGGGGAGCUCAGAGCCGCCCUCAAGGCCCUGCUGGGGGAGCGUCUCAGCCAGCGGGAGGUGGAUGAGAUUCUGCAGGACAUCGACCUCAACGGAGACGGCCUGGUUGACUUCGAAGAGUUUGUGCGAAUGAUGUCUCGCUGAGCCUGUACAGAAGCCAGAGGCAGCGAACAGCACUGGAGGACCAUGGCCUCUUCAGACUGAGUGUGCUCCCUCAAGCCCGUCCUGAGCAGCCGAGAUCCUCCUCCCUCUCUGCCUGCCCCGCCCCUUACCCCAUCUCUGUUUCUCUGACAAUAAAGCAUCAGCAAG
This is a messenger RNA of Cavia porcellus (domestic guinea pig), 901 nucleotides long. RefSeq names its product calcium binding protein 2 (gene Cabp2). Lineage: Eukaryota; Metazoa; Chordata; Mammalia; Rodentia; Caviidae. Gene Ontology annotation, biological process: visual perception; regulation of voltage-gated calcium channel activity. The transcript is spliced from 7 exons. Gene Ontology annotation, molecular function: calcium ion binding; calcium channel regulator activity. Gene Ontology annotation, cellular component: cytoplasm. The coding region runs from base 71 to 736 and encodes 221 amino acids. The record is from RefSeq and is a predicted model, not a curated record.